AUGAAUGCAGAUUUGGGUGGAACUGAUAUAUUAAAAGCCUUGAGCUAAGGCAUUUAUAAUGAAAAUUAUUAAAAAAAUAAAUACCAUUCAGAAACUUUAAACGCUUUUUUAUUAACAGAUGGAGAGGAUUCUCCUAAAAAAAUCAUUAAGUUAGUAUAAAAAAACCAAAGACCUGAAACUAGAAUUUAUACAUUAGGUAUUGGGAAUCAUUGUAGUGAGUAUUUAGUUUAAAGAUUAGCUGAAGUUGGAAAUGGAAAAUGUUAAUUAGUAGAAGAUAAUGAAGAUAUUAAUUCUAAAGUUAUAGAUUUGUUAGAGGAUUCCCUAACUUAUUAUUUAAAAGGAUUUUCAUUAAUACAUAAUAUUGACAAAAUUUCAUAGAUUAUUCCUGAUCCAAAAUCAAUAACUUAAUUAAAGAAAAAUCAAGAGUUAACUUUACAAAUUUUAUUUUCAAAGAAACAGAAAAAAGAAAAUUUAGAAUUCAAAAUUAAUUGUUUUGAUCCAUAAAUGAAUAAAUAAAUUUCUUAUGAAGUAAAAAUGAAUCUUAAUAGUUCCAAAGAGAAUGAAUAUUUUCAUAAAAUAGCUGCUCAUAGACUAAUAAGGUAUUAUGAAAAAUCAAUUUCUUAAUAAGCUAAACAAAUGGAUAUGGUUAUGAUCAAUGAAAAAUAUAUAAAAGAUUUGGAUAUUAUAAAUUUAUCAUUAUAAAAUCAAAUACUAUGUUCUAAAACAGCAUUUAUUUGUGAAGUAUGCUAAAAUGAAUAAAAUCUUUAAUCACUGAUUAAGAAAAAACUUACAAUAAACAAAAGUUCUGAGGAAAAUAAAGAGUAAGAUGAAAUUGAAGUUGACGUUGAAGUUAAAGUUGAAGUUGAAGUUGAAGUUGAAGUUGAAGUUGAAGUUAAAGAUGAAGUUGAAGUUAAAGAUGAAGUUAUUCCAAAAAGUACUAAUAAAGGAAUUUAAUUUUGCCUGAAGAAAAAAUAAUCAAAACGCUCUUGUAAAAUGGUAAAGAGAUAAUUAGCAAACCGAUAAAUGCAGAUGUGUUGCGACUCAAAUUAAAGUUUAAAAUCAAAAUGUAAAAAAUUGGCAGUAGAAGAAGAUUCUGAUGAUUUGAUGUUUUAAUAAAAACCCUAAGAAAUGAGAGAAGAUGAAGAUUCUGAAGAUUUGAAGUCUUAAUUCAAAAAAUUGCUUACUAAAUAAAGUAUUCUAUGUGCUCCAAAGCCAAAAAUACUUUAAGAGGAUUAGCAAAUGUUAGCAUACUUUGAACUAAUUGACUGCAUGUAAGCAAAUGGUAGCUUUCUCUUAGAAAUACAUAUUGAAGAUUCACUAAAGUUAAGCAAAAUAGAAAAUAAAUAUCAUUUAGAAGAUCUAUGUUGGCCAACAGUAGUUUCUCUUUUUUAUUUGGAAUUAUUUUGUCAGGAUUCAAAGAGUUCCUGGUAAUUAAUUUAUAAUAAAUCCAUAAAUUAUUUAAAAAAGAAAGGAGUUGA
Paramecium pentaurelia is the source of this 1478-nucleotide messenger RNA. The record is from the annotation of a GenBank genome assembly. NCBI's taxonomy places the organism in Eukaryota, Ciliophora, Oligohymenophorea, Peniculida, Parameciidae.